Molecule: messenger RNA, 1375 nt
Organism: Puma concolor (puma)
Lineage: Eukaryota; Metazoa; Chordata; Mammalia; Carnivora; Felidae
Source: RefSeq, a predicted model, not a curated record
UGAGCUCCUGACCGCCACCUAUGGACUCCCGCAAAUCCCCGAAGGAAACAGUCCUUAUUACAGGAGGAGGUGGCUAUUUUGGUUUCCGCCUAGGCUGUGCUCUGAACCAGAAAGGAUUCCACGUGAUUCUCUUUGACAUCAAAAGCCCUGCUCAUCCCUUGCCAGAGGGAGUCAAGUUUAUACACGGAGACAUUCGCCACCUCUGUGAUGUGGAGAAAGCCUUCCAGGAUGUGGACAUUGCAUGUGUGUUCCAUAUCGCCUCUUACGGCAUGUCGGGGCGGGAGCAGCUGAAUCGAAGCCUGAUUGAAGAUGUCAACGUCGGGGGCACAGACCACAUCCUCCAGGUUUGCAGGAGGAGAGGGGUGCCAAGGUUAGUUUACACUAGCACUUUCAAUGUCAUCUUUGGAGGUCAAGUUAUCAGAAAUGGAGAUGAAUCUCUGCCUUACCUACCUCUUCACCUCCAUCCUGAUCACUACUCUCGGACCAAAUCUAUUGCAGAAAAGAAAGUGCUGGAGGCCAAUGGUGCUGCCCUGGUAAGAAGUGAUGGUGUCUUGAGAACCUGUGCUCUGAGGCCGGCUGGCAUCUACGGGCCUGGAGAACAAAGGCACCUUCCCAGGAUAGUGAGCUACAUUGAGAGGGGUCUCUUCAAGUUUGUGUAUGGGGAUCCUGGGAGCCUGGUUGAAUUUGUCCACGUGGAUAACUUGGUCCAGGCUCACAUUCUGGCCUCAGAGGCCCUGACAGCUGCCAAGGGCCACGUGGCCUCUGGGCAGCCCUACUUCAUUUCGGACGGCAGACCCGUGAACAACUUUGAGUUCCUCCGGCCUCUAGUUGAGGGCCUGGGCUACAGGUUCCCAUCCAUCCGCCUGCCCUUGACCCUCAUCUACUGUUUUGCUUUCCUGACAGAAAUGGCUCACUUCCUUUUUGGUCGGCUCUACAACUUCCAGCCCUUCCUCACCCGCACAGAAGUUUACAAAACUGGCGUCACACAUUACUUUAGUCUAGAGAAGGCCAAGAAAGAGCUGGGUUACGAGGCUCAGCCAUUUGACCUCCAGGAAGUAGUCAACUGGUUUAAGGCACAUGGCCACGGCAGAAGUCCUGGGGGUCAUGCCUCCGGGUGUCUUGUUUGGGAUGGGCUGAUGGUCUUCCUCUUGGUCAUAGUGGUUCUCAUAUGGCUGCCUUCUCCUGUGGCUCGAUCACUCUGAAGGAGCUAGAAACACAGAUCGGAUCACACUUGGUGAGAUGGUUUUCAAGAAACACAGUAUUAAACAAUGUAUCUAUGUCUAUCUAAAUAAAUCUACAUCAAUAUCUAGAUAGUUAGAUACAAAUGGAUACCUGGUAGCAAAUCUUGGCUCCUCAAAUUGCUACUUAAUAGAUU